Ogataea parapolymorpha DL-1 is the source of this 1719-nucleotide messenger RNA. RefSeq names its product UBA domain-containing protein 7. NCBI's taxonomy places the organism in Eukaryota, Fungi, Ascomycota, Pichiomycetes, Pichiales, Pichiaceae. Gene Ontology annotation, cellular component: cytoplasm; vesicle; intracellular membrane-bounded organelle. The coding region runs from base 1 to 1719 and encodes 572 amino acids. Gene Ontology annotation, biological process: clathrin coat disassembly; clathrin-dependent endocytosis. The transcript has a single exon. The record is from RefSeq and is a predicted model, not a curated record. Gene Ontology annotation, molecular function: clathrin binding.
AUGUCCAAAGACGUGUUUGCGGAUUUGCUGAAAAAUUCCGCCAAAUCCAGGCCUGCCGCCAACAGGACGCCGCUAGCCCAGCAGAAGCCGCCGCCUGCACCGCCUGCGCCGGCUCAGACCGCCCUCGACGUGGAUUUGCUCGACCAGCUGUCCUCCCGCGCAAGCCCCAGCAGCACGCCCCAGCAGCAGUCUUCUGACGACUUUGAAAAGCUGUUUGACGUCUUCAAGGCGCCGGCCAGCGAGCCACAGCCGGCCGCUGCCGACUCGUCCACCCCGGCACCCGAACCGAGCGGCACACCUCCUGAAUCGCGCCCUCCGCCACCGACAACCUACGCCCAGCUCGUGGAUAUGGGCUUUUCCGAGCAGCAGGCCGCAGACGCCGUCCGCAACACAGACACUUUCGACGCGGCGAUUGCGUAUCUUCUCGACGCCGCGCACCAGCACAGCCAGCCGGCCCGUCACAACACGGCAGCGCCAGAGGACCUGGGCGCCCUGGUGAAUGAUCUGUCCGCAGAGCUCAUGUCCAAGGCGUCGUUCUUGCUUAAUACGGGCAGAAGGAAACUGAAACAGGGCAUUGAGAUGUACCGGCAGCACGAGCGCAGGAAUGAACCGGCAUGGAUGCGUAACCAGGCCAAGUAUAAAAACGAGGGCUUUUCAGAGGAGGAGGAGAUCGAGAGGGUGAGAAAACUCGAGGAGGAGUGGAGACAGCGUGGCCGCAAAGGAGAAAAUCGGGAAGAGAGCAAGCCGUCGAGCAAAGAGUCAAGCAAAGAGUUGACACCGUCCUCGAGUGGCUCUCCGGCGGCGGCGCCUGCUCCGCUGCUCGAUUUCGGCGACGAGCCGGCUGCCACCUCUGGCAGCCAAGAGUCCACCACUCCACCCGUCCCGCCCCACUUCCAGACCCUCAGACAGCAGGGCAGCGACUACUUCGCCAAGGGCGACUUUACAAGCGCGCUCGAGACAUACCAGCGGGCGCUCGCACAGCUGCCCGAAAACCAUCUCUGCCGCAUCAUUGCAUACUCCAACCUGGCAAUUGUGUACUCGCGCCUGGGAGAUGCGAAGAAACAGCUGGAGUCCGCGGAGAACGGCGUGGCACAGGCCGCUCGUGCCGCGAGCGACACAAAAAUAGACGACAAGCCGGUGAAAAGCUAUUGGAUUAAACUGGUGGCUAAAAAGGCAGAGGCUCUGGAGCAUCUUGAGCGGUUCAAAGAGGCGCUCGAGGCCUACAACCUGCUGAUUGAGAAUGGCGGGUUCUCCAAACCCGUCAUGGACGGCAAACGAAGAUGUUUGAACGUGCUGCAACCGCAGAAACCGGCCAAAAAACCGGCCAAAAACCCGUCAUCCGCGACAACACCCUCUGCGACCGUCUCGCGCGUCAAGGAACACCAUCGCAAACAGGAGUCGCUCGAGGAUGAGAAGUUCGCGCUCCACGACAAGGUCGAACAGCAGCUGCAGAGCUGGAAGGCUGGCAAGGAGGACAACCUGCGCGCGCUGCUUGCAUCCUUGCACCAGAUCCUGUGGCCGGAGCUGGGCUGGAAAACCGUCGGGCUGACAGACCUCGUGCUAGAUAAAAAGGUCAAGCUGGUGUAUAUGAAGGCCGUUGCCAAGACGCAUCCGGACAAGAUUGCGAGCGAGACGUCGACGGAGCGCAAGCUGAUCGCGAACGGCGUUUUCAUCACCCUUAACCAGGCCUGGGACAGGUUUAAGGAGCAGAAUAAAUAG